This is a messenger RNA of Anastrepha obliqua, 2151 nucleotides long. RefSeq names its product uridine phosphorylase 1-like. The record is from RefSeq and is a predicted model, not a curated record. Gene Ontology annotation, molecular function: uridine phosphorylase activity. Gene Ontology annotation, cellular component: cytosol; cytoplasm. The transcript is spliced from 7 exons. NCBI's taxonomy places the organism in Eukaryota, Metazoa, Arthropoda, Insecta, Diptera, Tephritidae. Gene Ontology annotation, biological process: nucleotide catabolic process; uridine catabolic process. The coding region runs from base 527 to 1561 and encodes 344 amino acids.
GUUAGUGUUGUACAUUUCGGGGUGUUGGUUGUAAUUGUGUGUUCGCUUGAAACGUUGAAGCAUUUUGCAUGCACGCUAUUAGCCAAUUAUAGUGACAGAUUGGUAACACAAAUUAGCAGCGCAUGCCAUGAGAAUUAUACAACAGUAACCCAUUUCGAGUAGAGAAGAAAAAAUAAAAAACAAGCCAAGUUUUUUGCGAAAAAAGUUAAUUAUCUAAUAAAAGAAAAAGUAAGCGAGUCGUAAAAAAAGUGAUUACACUUAAUUAAGUUGAGCGGCUUUUAUCGUAGCGUAACGGAUAGAAUUUGCAAGUAAUUUUUUGUUUUUCCUGAAAUCAAGCUAACCUUCGUAAAAAUAUAUAAAGUAGAGCAACGUAGUGAGUAGCUUUUGCUGGAUAACAAGAAAACAGGCAACGGAAAAUCUUUUGUAGAAAACAAAAAACAGUCAUCAAUAACUGCCAUCAAAUCAAAUUUGGAUAAAUCAUUUGCGUUUCAGAAUAAGCAAUUUGCAGUUCAGCCACAGCCACAGGAUGUCUCUUUUGGGUGGUAACAGUCAUUCCAUAUCCGAGGAGGAGAUUGAUGAAUAUUCCGAUGGCACAGUGAAGCUGCGUAAUUCCAACAUAGAAUUAAUGGACCAAGACAUACUUUAUCAUCUCGCUUUGGGCAGCGAAAGUCACGAUUUGAAUGAAAUGUUCGGUGAUGUUAAAUUCGUUUGCAUGGGCGGAACACCAACGCGCAUGGAAAACUUUGCACAUUUCAUAAUGUCGGAAAUAGGUUACAAAUUGCCCGCCGGUACAAAACUGGAAGAUAUCAGCGCCUAUUCAUAUCGAUACUCAAUGUACAAAGUAGGUCCGGUGCUUUGCGUUAGUCACGGCAUGGGAACACCCUCUGUCAGCAUAUUGUUGCAUGAACUAAUCAAACUCAUGUACCAUGCCAAGUGUCAAGAUCCCAUAUUUAUACGCAUUGGCACUUGUGGUGGUAUCGGAGUUGAGGGGGGCACUGUUAUCAUCACCGAAGAAGCGCUCGACAGCCAUAUGCGGAAUGCGCAUGAAUUUACGAUCUUGGGUAAAACCGUAUUACGACCUGCCAAAUUGGAUAGAAAACUGGCACGUGAACUGAAGGCACUUGCCAGUGAAGAUGAUCCAUAUGACACGAUUAUCGGCAAGACGCUGUGCACAAAUGACUUCUAUGAAGGUCAAGGUCGUCUGGAUGGCGCAUUCUGUGAGUUCACCGAAGCCGAUAAAAUGGAGUAUUUGGAAAUGCUAAGCAGCAAAGGUGUUGUCAACAUCGAAAUGGAGAGCACCAUUUUUGCCGCACUUACAUAUCACGCCGGCAUCAAGGCGGCGGUGGUGUGUGUUGCGCUUCUAAAUCGUUUGAAUGGCGAUCAGGUCAACGCACCCAAAGAGGUGAUGCACGAAUGGCAAAACCGACCGCAAACACUCAUUUCGCGCUACAUCUGUAAAGUGCUAGCACAAAAGGGUCAGCUGAAAUCGCUCUGCCGAGGCUCAAUUAAAUCACCCAGGCGCUUCAAGUUGGUACAGCAGGAAUCACAGGCGCACGAAUAAGUUAAUCGCACCCCUUUUAAUACAUCACUACAUACAUACAUGCAUACAUACAUACAUACGCAUAGACGAAGAUCACUCGCUGCCAGUUUACUUGCCAGUCACAGGACUACUCGUACAGGCGACAAACGCAUAGGUGCAUACAAAAAUGCAUACCUACAUCUACGUUUAAACAAAUACUAACAAUUAUAAAUAUUUGCAUACAUACAUACACACAUACAUCUAUGAUUACGUUAACGUGAAAAGGAAACUAAACUAAUCGUUAAUGCCACUCCAUACAAAACAUUCCAAAAGCGUUAAAAGACCAAAAACUAAUUGUUAGUUAAUGCUCAGAAAAACAAAAACAAAACUCGUCUGUAAAAUAACUUUUGACUUUUGAGAAACUGCAACCAGUUAUUGUGGAAAAAUCACUUUGCUGAAAAAUUUAAUAUGGAGAAUUACGAGUAUCUAAAAGCGCAAUGCAAAGCGAAAAAUGUAUGUUAAUUCAAAUUAAGACUAUUUUUUAAGUUACGAAAUUUUAAAUUAUUUAAUUAGGUUUUUGUUUUGGUGCCAAGCAACAACAAAUAAACAAAUGUGACACAUCAACGAAAAAA